UUCCCACCCUCCCUGCUCGUGUUCUUGAUGGUCGUGAGGAAGUUUUCUGCACUACACCGGUCACAGAGGUGCGAGUGAAUGGCCUGACGCCUCGUUGUAAACAAACGGAUCCGCGCAGACGUAAUUGCGCAAGGAUGGCAGACGCAGCCUUCCAGGAGGACACGGUGCCCGAGGAGGAGAAGGAGUUUCAGAGGAUUAUAGCUCUGAUCGGAGGCAAAGAGAGGAUUUAUUUGGUGAGCGACGCCUGUAAGAGCAAAGAGGCGGACGGGGGUGAUAAUGGAAUAAUGCAGGAGUUCAUCCGUGACAUGUUUCACAGCAGCAGCCCGGUGAACAGCAACGGGCAGCGCCAAACCUCUCCGUCAAGCAGCCACGGCGACACCACGGCAAGUGGAAACCCCAUUUCCGGCGAGGUUGUCAAAGGCAAUGACAUACCUCUCAUAGCGAGGCCCAAGGAUUUGGAUUUGAGAGCCUGCCCGUUAGAAGAGGACGAGGAGAAGGAGAAGCGGCCAACGCGCAAUGGCAACGCGCAGAGAAUAGCAACGAGGAGGGCGAACAUUUACAGCCUGAAGCGAACCAUAGACUCUCCUGUCAUCAUAUUCAUCUUCAGACAGACAUUCAUCAGCAAAACUUCAAACGAGCUGUGCUUGAAAGAGACGCUGAAGGACGUAAAGGCACGCACGAAACGCGCCAGGAUCGCCCGACCGGCUCUGAUUGGAUUAAUACGCACCAGGCAGGAGAGCGUCGAGACGCAUCGAUGUGCUGAACUCCUGGAGCGUCUGAUCCGCUCAGUGUUCCACAAACAGUCACCAGAGACAAUAUGGGUGGGCUGCUUCAUCCCGGAGACAGAGGACAAAAUGCUCAACAUCAAGAAAAACGCCUGCAAAGUCAUAUACUCAUCUCAAACAGCAGAUAAUACCAGGGAUAGAGGGAACCCGCUUUUCUGGCCAUUCCAAUGUUUGCGCUGGGCUCAGAGAAGAGGCCAGGCCAACAACAACGCUUCAGCCGGCAGGCAAGGAGGUGACACUGGAAGUCAAGAGGAGGGCAUCCCUCUGAAAACCAAUUCCCUGUCUGCGGGGCCUCAUGUGGAUGGAGAGUCAGCUGGAGGAGACAGCUGAUGCCAUGGCGCAUGACCUGUGGCUGCAGGCGUAUCACAGCAGACAAUCCUGUUUUAAUUGUGAGGAGAAAGUUGGCCUUGUGGUGCUACAGAGCCUUACUACAUGUUACAGUGUUUCGUGCUAGGCCAACAUGAUUCUUGUCCUGAAGUAAUAAUUUGCUUAAUAGUCAAAUCUGUUGCUGCCUUGCUGAUUUACACACUGUGUAUGCCUGGUGCUGAUUCAAUUAACUGUCAAUUUUUGAGGCCUAGAUCGAUAUUUGUUUCGUAUUUCAGUACAUGUUGAACUGCCGUAUGGCUAGGCUACAGUAGGAAACUUACAGCAAAUAUACUCUUCUAACAUGGUACAUAGUGAAGUCUAGGGUUAGACUGCCAACUUGCCCCAGACCUCUUCAAAAAACCAAGGUUUAUUGUUUGUCAUCUUGUUGUUGCUAAUUUGACUGACAACUUAUUUGAGAAUAUUCAUCAUCAAAUCACAACAUCAAUUGACACAAAAGGGGUCUUAAGUGGGGUCCUGCUUCAUUAACAGGGGUCCAGCUGCUUAUUUUUAUACCCGUGAGACGCCCCAGCAUCCAGCCAUGGUCAAGCAAUGUGAAUCUUUUUUUCCAUGUUCAUAUAUUAGAAUUGUGUGCCUUAGAUUGGUGCUAUUGGCAAUAGCAUUAUCUGCAGUAGAAAUGGAUGAAAUUGCUUUUCAUCCUUUACAUAGGUUAUUUAUGUAGGCAACUGGUUUGUACAUUCAUAUAAAUACUGUAUGUAAAUAAACACAGGUAAUCUUG
Molecule: messenger RNA, 1887 nt
Organism: Epinephelus fuscoguttatus (brown-marbled grouper)
Lineage: Eukaryota; Metazoa; Chordata; Actinopteri; Perciformes; Serranidae
Exons: 3
Coding region: 135-1115 (326 amino acids)
Source: RefSeq, a predicted model, not a curated record